Molecule: messenger RNA, 861 nt
Organism: Thamnophis sirtalis
Lineage: Eukaryota; Metazoa; Chordata; Lepidosauria; Squamata; Natricidae
Source: RefSeq, a predicted model, not a curated record
GGACGGAGUUUUUCGAGGGUUGCAAAGCAAUAAACGCGGACACCAUCGACGGGAUUUGCGCCCGUUUCCCCAGCCUCUUGAACGAAGCGAAGCAGGAAGACAAAUUCAAAGACCUCUACCGUUUCACGUUCCAGUUCGGCUUGGAUUCCGACGAAGGCCAGAGGUCGCUCCACCGGGAAAUAGCCAUCGCCCUCUGGAAGCUGGUUUUCACGCAGAACAAGCCUCCCAUCUUGGACCAGUGGUUACACUUCUUGACCGAGAACCCUUCGGGGAUCAAGGGCAUCUCGCGAGAUACCUGGAACAUGUUCCUUAAUUUUACUCAGGUCAUCGGGCCGGACCUCAGCAAUUACAGCGAGGACGAGGCCUGGCCCAGUCUCUUCGACACUUUCGUGGAAUGGGAAAUGGAGCGGCGGAGGAAGGGGGAGGAAGAAGAGGGGGGUCCCACCCGCUUGGAGGAUUUACAGACAGCGUCCCUGUGUACAGACCAUCACGCGGCCUGACCGUUUCGACAGCGGCAAUUGUUCCUCCCUUCCCCGUUCCCCCCUUCAUGGCCCGUAAGCUCAGAACUCCUCUGGAAUUUACAGACUUCUCCAGACUUUUUUUCUACUUUACACCUUUCUCUGCCUUGUAUUUUGAAAGGGCUUUAAAAUGCUGUAUCCAUAUUUUAGGCACUUUCUUUCAAAAAAUUGGGUUAUUCCCCUUCCUUCUCUCCUUGAAAUGUUUAAUUCUUCCCUUCCCUUCCCUCCGGUUGAGAGUUAAAUGAUUUUUAUUUCCAAAUGGUUUUCAGGCUGGUAUGCUUCUUUGCCACAGGUUACACAACUUUCAAAGGAAAUUUAUAUAUAUAUAUGUAUACAGUAUACA